CGGGACAGGGUGACGCCCACGGCGGAAGUGAGUGAGGUUAGCCUCAACACCUGUGAGGAGCCUCGGAGGGGAUGAAACUCAAAAAUUGGGUUCGACCGCGGAGGAAUUUGACGUUUUACGAACUUUAAGAGGAGAACAGAGGCUUUAACUCGGCGGGCGGAAUGAUUUCAGCAGCGCACUUAACGAUCUUGAUGAUUGUUUCGGCUGGAGCGGCCAAGCCCAAGGAUGGAGGAGACGAUGAGUGGGUUCAUCUACCCAACAAAUGUGAAGUCUGCAAGUUCGUCAGCAUCGAGAUGAAGUCGGCGUUCCAGGAGACGGGGAAGACCAAAGAGGUCAUCGACAGUAAAUACAACUUCAUCGACGGGAAAGGAGCGCCGCCCAUUAAAUAUGUAAAGUCAGAUCUGAGAUUCAUCGAGGUCGUCGAAAAUGUGUGUCAGAGGCUGCUGGAGUACAACCUGCACAAAGAGAGGAGCGGCAGCAACCGCUUCGCCAAGGGCAUGUCGGAGACCUUCUCCACGCUGCACGGCCUGGUGAACAAAGGCGUGAAGGUGGUGAUGGACAUCCCCUACGAGCUGUGGAACGAGACCUCCGCAGAAGUCGCAGACCUCAAAAAACAGUGUGACGUGAUGAUAGAACAGUAUGAGGAGGUGAUCGAGGACUGGUACAAAGGAAGCCAGGAGGAGGACCUGACAACGUUCUUGUGUGAGAAACAUGUCCUGAAAGGACAGGACAAAGACUGCUUAAAUGAGAAUUGGACUGCAAAGAAGAAGGGAGACCAAGCCGCCAUAGCAGAAGACAAGAAGAAGAAAAAGAAGAAGAAAGGAGGGAAGAAGGGCAAAAACAAAGAGGAAGGAGGCGACGGGGCGGACUCGGACGCAGAGAAGACUUCCAAGAAGAAGAAAGAGAAGAAGACGAAUAAGAAGAAAAGGAGCAAAGCUCCCUUGGAUAAGACGAAUGAAGGGGCGACUUCAGACGAGGAGAUCCAGCCGCAGGCGCCUCUUUCUGGACAGAAGACGGAGCUGUGAGCCCCCUGCUGGCUCGGUGGACCUGGUUCAGUUCUCCAACACAGGACCUGCUGUCUGAGCAGCUUUCAGUGUUAAAAACUAAGUGAACCCCUGCUGUUACUCUUAGUUUGGAAGAGUUUCAAUCCUUCAACCACAAGAGCUUCAGGUCCAGUGUUGGCGUUCUGUGAAUUACCACAACUCUUCUACACAAAUGACAAUGAAGCCAACGGAUUCUGAAGCAGAGAAAAGUAGCAACAAGUAACAGGGGUAAAGUGUUUACAUGAUUGACGUAAACCAAAGGAUUUUGAUUCGGCCCAAAAACACUUUUCUCAGCUUCAGAAUUCGUAAGAACUUCAUUAAUUGCGUGAACAAUAAAAGAAUUACAGUAGUUCAACGGUAGUUAAAGGGUCAAAUGUGGUUUCAGGGGCUGAAAACCUGGAUGUGAGACAGCCGUGAGCUGAGUACAAGCUCACUUUUAAAGAAGACGUAGAAACAUCAGAAUUCAUUAAAAUUUUGGUAUCAAAUGCGAUAGAAGAGUUACAGUAAUUCAGAGAUCGUGUGUUAUUUUGCUGUCGCCAGCGUGGUAAAGGGUUAAAUGUGGCUUUAGAGGCCGGAAAAAUGACGAUGAGCAACGUAUUUGUGCCGAGUGUUAGCUAAGUUUUAACCCUUGUGCUAUCCUAGGCACUUUAACAUGGGAGUUGGGUCAUCUAGACCCACUAGUCUGGUACCUAUCUCUAGAAUGAUUUUUGAUCUUCACUGGUGUCUAUGGAUAACAUGAAAUCUUUCCACCUUUAUCCACCUUUGUCAUGGUAGGGAGAACACGUCAAUGGAAGGGUUGGGUCAACUAAGAUAGCACAAGGGUUAAAUAAGACGUAAAACAUCAGAAUUAAUUAAAAUGUUGUUUUCGUAUACGGUCAAAGAGUUACAGUAAUUCAAAGAUUGUGUGUUAUUUUGCUAUCGCUGCGCUGUUAAACGGUUAAAUGUGGGUUUAGUGGCAGGAAUCCUAUUGAUUUAAGACGGGUUUGUGCUGAAUACAAGCUAACUUUUAAAGAAGACGUAAAACAUCCAAAUUUUUUAGAAUUUCGUUAAUUACAAAAAUGGUCAAAAGGUUACAGUUGUUCAAAUAUCAUGUCUUCUUUUGCUGUCACCAGCGUGUUAAAGGUUUAGAUGACGAGACAAGCUAAAGGAGACUUAAGACCAUCUGAAAAAUGUCUUUAUCAUAUUAGGACUCGAUGUCAAUCAGUAGCUUUUUCUACAAACGUUCCUGCUGUUUCGUUUGGAGCCCUUUUAACCGAGUACGGAGCAAAACGAGUUGAUGACCUUAGACGAAAUAUCACACCGUAUGUCUUCUGAACCAGAUUGAAUAAGUUCUUAUAUAGUUUUAAGAAGCAGUUUCUAUUGGCCAUGUCUCCUUUAAAGGUUGAUAUACGUGGCACAUCAGUGGUUACAGGCGAAUUUCUCUGUAAAUACCUGAUAAAACCAUUGACUGGAGAGUUUACUUCCGGGUCCAACCAAAUCAAGUCAAUUUAGUCGCCAUUUUUUCACCAACUGAACACCCUGUUGGAACCAGAUGAUUAUCAAGAACAUGUUAAAAAAAAGGUUUUAGAGCAAGAGUGGUUGUUCUGACAAAUGAAAUAACCAUUCAUCUCUAUAGAAGUUGAUGGGAUCUUUUCCCUUUUCUUGAAGCCAGCAGGUACUUCCUGUUUGGAACGCCACGGGGGAGGGGUCACUGUCCAGUUCUCAGACGCGGGCAAUGCUUGAAAGUGUUCUCGUUCCAGUUUUUUUGAAUGUAAACAUUUUUCUAACUUUUUUCAAACUGAUUGACUUACAAACUAAGUUUCACCUGAGAACUGGUGAUUGGUUUUUGAGUGACCUCACAUGAACCCUCAUUUAAACUCAUGGCAUGUUUCCGAAGAAAGAGAUCUUUCCUGGAAUAACAACGACGAAUGUUUGUCCUUUGAAACAAUGGAUACUUGAACUCAACCUUCACGUCCAAAGGGAGGUAUUUUCCUAUACAUUGAUGUUUAGUGAGGUUUUUAUGUCAUAAUGUCAGACGGUUAUCACAAACUUUCACGCUGUUAAGAUUUUAACAGAAGAUUUGCAUUUCUGUAUGGUUGAUGAAGUUCUUUGUUGUCUUUUCACGUGUUAUUGAGUUGUUGUUGCUUUUAUCCUUUUGUAUUUUGUCAAAAUACAAAAAAUCCUAAAAAAUCAAAUGUUUAUUAGAGAUUCCCCUUUUGUGUGGACGUCUGUUGUCAUUUAUUAUUCUGGUUUUGUUUUUGAUGAUUUUGUUUGGCUUUUUGGGUUUGUAUUCCUAAAACUAUUGAUUGCUUUUUUAUUAAAGUCUUUUAAUCUGUA
Molecule: messenger RNA, 3359 nt
Organism: Oryzias latipes (Japanese medaka)
Lineage: Eukaryota; Metazoa; Chordata; Actinopteri; Beloniformes; Adrianichthyidae
Gene: cnpy3
Product: canopy FGF signaling regulator 3
Source: RefSeq, a predicted model, not a curated record